Molecule: messenger RNA, 2067 nt
Organism: Pelmatolapia mariae (spotted tilapia)
Lineage: Eukaryota; Metazoa; Chordata; Actinopteri; Cichliformes; Cichlidae
Exons: 5
Coding region: 1-2067 (688 amino acids)
Biological process (GO): lipoprotein metabolic process; lipid transport
Cellular component (GO): extracellular region; membrane
Molecular function (GO): lipid binding
Source: RefSeq, a predicted model, not a curated record
AUGGUCUUGGAAACACCGUGUGGAGUUCUCCCUGUGUUUGCAUGGGCUUUCUUCAGAUACUCUGGCUUCCUCCCAGAGUCCAAAGACAUGCACAAAAGGUUCAACGAGGCCUUGUGCACAUACAUCACAGAAACAUUAGGCCACAUUGAGACAGUAGGAACUUUCUGCAAGACAUUCCCUAAAUGGAUGGAAGCAAGGAAGACUGAGUUGGAAAAGCUCAACAAGAUGUUGAGUCCAGAGAGCAAACAUGCAGAGUUGGAGAAGGAGCUGGACGAAGUGUUAAAAAACACUUUGGAUGGUCUGGAGAAGCUUGACCUCUUCUUGGAUGCAGUGGAGAAGCUUGCAGUGACCUCACUGAAUGUGUUCACUCAAAACCAGGUGGUACAGCUGCCCAAACACAGUGAACAUGUUCAAAUUGUCAUCAUACAUGCAAAACUGAUCUGCCCUCUGCUACUGGAGUUUAAAAGAGAUGCAAAAGUCUUCUUCCUUCCCAAACUUCAGAAUUUGGAGGUGCUGAAAUAUCAGUUUGACACAUACGUACAAGUCUCCAAGAGGAUUUGUGACAGAUUUGAAAAAAGUGCCUUUCCCUUGAUGAUGAAUGAAGUUCAAGUAGACAUCAACAUGGAUUUGCCUGAAAGUGACAUACAAGGCAUGCUUUGUCGUAUUAACCAGCUCAAUGAAAUCCGGAUGGACACAAACUUCCGGAUGGUGUUUUUAUUCCAGGAAAAGUCCUGUUCUGACUUCAUCAAAGAGGUCCAAAACCGACAGCCGAGGAUGCUGAAGUUUCUAGAAGACCUGGAGCAGUGUGCUGUUCAGUUAGAUAGAAUGAAUAAGGGAGCAAAAAUCUCUAGCAUAACAGGCAGCUCAGUGGGAGCGGUUGGAGGUGUGCUGUCCAUUGUUGGUUUGGCGUUAAGUCCUGUAACAGCAGGCGCAUCUCUGGGUCUGUUACUAGGUGGGACAGCAAUGGGAAUCUUGAGUGGAACCAACAGUGCUGUGACCACAUUCACAGAGAUUGGAGUUAAUCACAAGCAGAGAAACAAAGCCAAUGAUGUACUCCAGAAGUUCAUGGAAGAUGUGCAAAGUAUUCACGAUUGUCUGGGAGAGGUAAUCAAUCAACCAACUGCUGACAAAGAAGUGGGUUUUUAUAAAGAUAUGUGCAUUGGCUUUAAACAAGUUGGGUCAGUGGGACUGAGCAUUCGAUCACUGGUUAAAGAUGCUUCAGAUGUUAAAUUGAUAAAAUCUAAAAACCUGAUUGCAGGUUCUGGCAAGAUGGUGGCUCAGGAAAGUAAAGCAUUAAGUAAUGCACCCAAGAUGGCUUCGGAAAUCCAGGAAAUGAGUCAGGCAUCAUUCAAAGGGUCCCUUGCUCUCUCUAAGACAGCCAGAGCUGGUGCCAUUGCACUAAAUGCUUUAUUUCUUGGCAUGGACAUCUACUCCAUUUGUCAAGACAGCAUCAGUCUGGCUAAAGCCAACAAAACUGAAAUCUCACAAUUCAUCAGAGCCAGAGCUUCACUUUUGAAAUCAGAGAUGAACUCAUGGGAAAACAUCUGUAACUCUCUGAAUGAAGGUCUGAAGACAUCAGACAAAAAGAAAGCUUUCCUAGAGAUUCCAUUUUAUACAGCGAUGAAGAUACAAUCCGAUGGUGGCACCGACUCCGCUCUGGAUGCAUCAGCAGCCGCCAGCCCUCUGCCUCCGGCUGCAGCUGUGUUUGCUGUGGUGCUCAAGCUGCUGGACUUUUGGCUUCACGAUCCCCCGUCAUGGUUUAUGCACGUGGAGGCUCAGUUCGCCCUUCGUGGCAUCUCGGCUGACAACACGAAAUAUCACCAUGUGGUGGCCUCUCUCGACCCGCUAGCCACCCGUCAUGCGUUGACUCUCCUCCGGGACCCACCCACCCGAGGGAAGUACGCCGCCCUUAAGGAGCUGCUUCUUCGGCGCUAUGCCCUCUCCGAUGCAGAGCGAGCCGAGAAGCUCCUCUCCCUGUUAGGCCUGGGUGGCGGUACGAGAGACAUUUCCUGGUCGACUCCGGCUCCCAGAAGAGCCUCCUUCCCCCUUCCGGUGCCGACAGUUUAG